AUGGCCAGCACUUCGGGAGCCGGCACCAUAGCUGGAGUGCCGGCUGGCUACGGCCGCUCUUGUACCAACUGCUCCCGUGCCAAGUGCAGAUGCAUCUUGAGGCCCCAUGGGGCCGACUGUGAGAGGGCUGCCCAGCUCGAGGAGAAACUCGAAGACCUCGUGUCCAUGUUGCAGGCCUCCCAGCAGCCCGCCGUGGACAACGACUCCGUGUCGUCGCCGUCUCCACAGUCGUUGCCCAGCCGCCUCGACUCCCUCGCCGCCGCCGCCGCCGCCGACAAGCCGCCGUCCCAGGCCGAGAGCUUGCCCAAUAUGGCCUCGGCCCUUGGCCCGGAUGCCCACUUGGCCACCAACGGCCCCCGCGCCCAUCCGGAGCCGACCCCGGAAGAAGCAGAAAUCUACCUGGCCAAAUUCCGAGAUUGGCUCGUCCACUUUCCCUUUCUUCACAUCCCGCCGGAGCUCACUGCCAAGCGACUUCGCAGCGAGCGCCCUUUCCUGUGGAUGUGCAUCAUGAACCUCACGUCCCUGUCAACCUCUCAAGUUCUCAUGCUGAGAGACAAGAUCCGCGAAUACAUCGCCCGGAAUCUCGUUCUCGACUAUCAAGUCAAUAUGGACUACCUGUUGGGACUGCUGGCCAUCCUGGCCUGGGCAAACACAAACACGGGGCUCAAGGUGAAGCCUUGGAUCAUCAUGUUUUCUCAACUUGCCAUCACAAUCAUCUACGACAUGGGCUUAAACAGAGCACCCAACGACGAGCAGCGUCAUACCGUGCAGCUCAAGGUCUGCAUCUCCGGCCCUCGUCCACCAUCCAAGCUAAGGACCAUGGAAGAGCGGAGAGCCGUGCUCGGGUUCUGGUACAGCAGUUCGUUAAUGACUGCCUUUAUGGGAAAGAUGGAGACAUUCGGCUGGAACUCGUACAUGGACGACUGCCUGGACGUUUUGGAACGCGAAAGAGAACACCCACGGGAUGAAAUCCUGGUUGCCCUGGUGAGAAUCCAGCUCGUUAGUGAAGAGGCGCAAAAGCUCCUCCUGCGCGAAGGAAACGGCGACUACCGUGAUGGCCCAACGUACAUAUUCAAGGCGGGGCUGCUCUCGCGCCUCAACGACCUACGCCAAGGCCUCCCCGCGAGCCUGCACUCGCAUGACAUGGUGCAGAUGCACAUACACCAUGCCGAGGUGCAGGUUCACUCAGUCGGCAUCUUCACCGACCAGGUGAUUCCGCUCGCGAUGCGCACCAGCAGCCUGUACGCGUGUGCCAGGGCUGCCACGUCAUGGUUAAAUACCUUCUUUGCUAUGCCUGUAUCCCAAAUCCCGGCAAUGCCCUUCUCGUUCUAUGUCAUCUGGCCCCAGACCAUGUCCGCCUUGUACAAGCUCCUCGUCUUGGAUGAUCCGGCCUGGGACAAGGAGAUACUGCGAAAUGGAGUCGACCUCUCGACGCUACAAAGCAGGCUCAUCGACGUGUUUACCGAGGCCAUUGAAAUUUAUUACCCCGAAAGCGAAGAUAAAAAUGCGGUGCCGAUGUCCAAAACCCCCAGGAUCCUGCGUCACACGAUGAAUUUGUGGGAGCCAGCCAUCUCCCACUUUCUGGGCGCCAGCUUGGCUACUCCCAACAGCGACACAAGGAGCGUUGCGGCCGUGCAGUCUAGGAUGAUGGCUGAGAAUCCGGCCAUGAUGGAGGCGCUGUCGUUUGAUUUGGGCGACCUGACCUGGAUGACGGACAUUUUUGGCCCUGGGGAACUCUAA
This is a messenger RNA of Hirsutella rhossiliensis, 1740 nucleotides long. RefSeq names its product RNase P, subunit Pop3. Gene Ontology annotation, biological process: regulation of DNA-templated transcription. The transcript is spliced from 5 exons. The record is from RefSeq and is a predicted model, not a curated record. Gene Ontology annotation, cellular component: nucleus. Gene Ontology annotation, molecular function: DNA-binding transcription factor activity, RNA polymerase II-specific; transcription cis-regulatory region binding. Bases 1 to 1740 code for a protein of 579 amino acids. Lineage: Eukaryota; Fungi; Ascomycota; Sordariomycetes; Hypocreales; Ophiocordycipitaceae.